This is a messenger RNA of Ctenocephalides felis (cat flea), 802 nucleotides long. RefSeq lists its product as uncharacterized. The transcript has 4 exons. The coding region runs from base 1 to 699 and encodes 232 amino acids. Lineage: Eukaryota; Metazoa; Arthropoda; Insecta; Siphonaptera; Pulicidae. The record is from RefSeq and is a predicted model, not a curated record.
AUGACUACAUCAAGACAAGUGGAAGGAGAUCGCAGACUUCUGCAGUUUAAAACUUAUGAGGACUAUUUAGAUUCUUUGACAACAACUUCUGAUCUUUGUUACUUGCAAAGUACUGAAGCAGCUAGAUCAAUUGCAGAACUCGGAUACAGGAGUUCGGGCGAAACUUUAACAAAGGAUGCUUUUAUUCGUCGCCUCGCUGCAGUAACGGAAUAUGUGUAUCCCAGUCGCAAACAUUACAUAUUGUGCAGCGAGGGAAUGAAGAGUAACGAGCAGCUCCAUCAAGAGCUGGCGCUAAGGGAGCGCUCGAAUCGAGUCGGACUGUUGGCGACUAUUAUAUUUCUGCGUCAUUACACCAAAACGGGUUUUGAAAUAUCAGGAUACAUAGACUACGCUGAAAAAUUAGUGACCGAUGAUUGGACGGACUUUUUCAAAGGCAAUAAGCGUCUUUGGCCCAAGACCAACGAUCUAGGGUACUACCACUGGCGCGUUGGCAGAAGUACUUGUAACGACACGAACAACUACAAAGCAAUAGUAGACCCACACAGGGGACUAUUAUUCCAAAAUCGUCACGAUCGUCUAAUCAUUUGCCCGGAUCCAAGUCUACCGUCUCCCGGAAGCAAUACUACCCGUACCCGAAUUUUUACGGACAGAUAUGAACACGUCGUUUUGUAUGAUCACGUAGUCCGUAGUAAAUGCUGAUACAUUUCUGUUAUCAACUAUAUUUAUAAUCUUAUUAUAUCAAGGCUUAUUUUAGGCAAAAGUAUUAACGAUAAUUGUUAUAUAUUAAUUGUUACAAUUGCCA